UUCAACAAGAUAAGAUGGGUGGAAGUGCAAUGAACAAUGAUCAGGAAUUUACUACAAACAAUGGAGAUCGGACACUACUUGUUGGUCGUACAGGUGAUGGAAAAAGUGGAAUGCUCGUCUGGUGUUACAACUACUUGUCCGCUUCAGCGGACUCAAUUAGACGACAGAAACAUACUGAAAGUUAUUGAUACCCCUGGUAUUUCGAUUCAACAAGAUAAGAUGCGUGGAAGUGCAAUGAACAGUGGUCGGAAAAUUACUACAGAUGAUGGAGACCGGACACUACUUCUUGUUGGGCGUACAGGUGAUGGAAAAAGUGCAACGGGCAAUAGUAUUCUUGGCAGAACUGCAUUCAGGUCAAUGCAUUGCUCUUCUGGUGUUACAACUACUUGUAGCUUCACUGGACUAAUUACUGAUAUGGCUGACGCUGUGGAAACUGUAGGACUGUUUAAUAUAUCCCGUGGGCCUGAUUAUGUUCUAAAUGAACUUGUUAAAUGCAUCGAUUUGGCCAACGAUGGUGUCCAUGCUAUACUUCUAGUUCUGUCCAUAAGAACUCGGUUUUCAAGAGAAGAACAAGCUACUUUUCAAAGCCUUCUGGACCUCUUUGGGAGCAAAAUUAGUGACUACAUGAUUGUGGUCUUCACUGGCGGAGAUGAGUUUGAUGAAAAUGAUGAGACUUUGGAUGACUACUUAGGCCAUUGCCCUGAAGCCUUACAGGGAACUCUCAGCAUGUGUGGAGAAAGACGAGUGCUUUUUGACAAUAAGACUAAGGAUCCAAAGAAGAUGGCUGAGCAAUUGAGAAAUCUUCUUUUGCAUGUGAAUUUGGUUGUAGAAAAGAAUGGUGGAAAACCAUACACAAGCGACUUGUUCAAGGAUUUAAAGGUUGAUUUUAAACUCCGGCUGGAUAUUAAGCAUCUUGAGGAAGAAGUGGCAAAGGAGCGUGCUGCUCGGCUUGAAGCAGAAGAAAGUAUAAAAGUAGCUCAAAAGAAACGGGAAGAUAUGAGUCGUCUGAUGCGAGCUAGCUUUGGGAGACAACGUCAAAGGGCGACUGAGGAACUUCAAGCAACAAAUCUGAGAUUACCUGGAAUGUGUCUUAUUUUAUGAUAUAGCUAUUGAUGCAUACGUAUUAGAAAGACCUCAGAUUAAGUUGAGGAUUUAUGGUUAUGUUUUACUGUUCUUCUUUUCUACCCCCUCUUCUCUAAUG
This is a messenger RNA of Nicotiana attenuata, 1201 nucleotides long. RefSeq names its product immune-associated nucleotide-binding protein 1-like. Lineage: Eukaryota; Viridiplantae; Streptophyta; Magnoliopsida; Solanales; Solanaceae. The transcript is spliced from 5 exons. Bases 37 to 1101 code for a protein of 354 amino acids. Gene Ontology annotation, molecular function: GTP binding. The record is from RefSeq and is a predicted model, not a curated record.